GACGAAAAGGGUCGACACUGUCGACUCAAGAAGGCCAGAAUUUUCGCUGUUUUUUUUCCGCGGACGACACGGGGCGAGAAUCACGCGGAAAACGCGGACGACGGACGCACAUUCUACGGAUGCGUGCUCGUAUGUACCGGGCCCGUGCCGGCGACGAACGCGCGGACUUCUCGCGGGUGAAGUGAAACACAUGUGUCGCGGUCGAGUGGUGUUUCCCAUUGCUGCGGACUGCUGCCCUGUCGUUCCGUCAUCGUGUCCGCUGCGUGAAAUCUUGCGUUCGCGCGACCGUGCGCGACCGCGAACGCAGGUACGCGCAACGACAGUCGACGCAUUCGUCCCCGCAGACGGUUACGAGGACGAUGCGCCGCGCUACGGCAGCAAAAUAGCGAGCAGAAGCGGAAGGCGGUAGUGCGUGGGUGGGUGGGUAUCUGGCAACUGCCAUCUCUCAUACACACCGGAUUUCUGCGGGUGCUCCGAUGCAAAUUGUCGCGGUCGAACUGAUACUAUCGCACCGUCCGAUACGACAUCGCCACAUCCAUACGGUCCGGGGUCGAUUAUCGUCGUAUGCGCAUGUUGUAUUUCUUGAGUACAAAAAAAAAUGUCGCCCCUCUGUCUGAAGUCUGUGGUGUUACUCUCACGUUGACCGCACCGCUGUGAUGACAUUAUGAACAAGCCAGCAACAGUUGUCACUGGAGAAUGACGUGUUCUUGCCUUUUUCAAGCUUUGCCAGCGAUUAAAUAAGCAAAUUUUAUGGCUAGGUCCAUCUGUGUGUCUGUCAGCCAUCAUGAUUCUCUGCGAAUCAUAACUGUGUUCCACAAUUUCUGAUGUCUUGCCUGAACAGUAUGAAUUUUGGCUAUUUGUCAAUAUGAUACAUGUGCCUCGGACUUUGUUAAUUACAGAUUCUUGUUUUGCUAAAAAAAAACCUUGGAGUAUAAGGAUAUUCUUCGCUGAAUCUGAACACUGCAAUAUUUUAAGUAUAUAGGUUUAAUUGUUCAACAGAAGGACAGCAGAAAACGCAAGUCCUCCUACCUUGUCAGACAUUGGAAAGCUGAAGUAUGAGAGGUCCAGUGGAGGAAAAUGGAUACCGAUAAAGUAUCAGCAUGCGUGAGAAGUCAGCAGAAUGUCAUGCUCACGCAGGUCACGUGAGGGGCACGACAGAGAUGUGCUCGCGUGAUCCACCUACAUUGCACCCGACCCUUGCCAAGGCAAACGGUAAAAAUUCAAGCCCCCAACCAGCUCAUCACACGGAGACACGUAUUGACAACAAUUUGCUACCGACUCCCGGAGGCCGCUUGAAGUUCUUCAAGGAUGGAAAAUUUAUCUUGGAACUGUCUCAUCGCAGAGAUGGCGAAAAGACCACGUGGUUUCCUGUGCCAAAGAAGACUUUUUGGCCACCUACUAGCACCAUCCCGAAUCGCCAAGAAAGCUCUACUUCCCUUAGUGUUUCUGACGAUAAUUCGUCGGUCCAAUCCAGUCCUUGGCAGAGAGAUCACUGCUGGAAGCAGACCCAUCCCCGACGUAGGAUAACCACGGAAUUUAAUUUCUUUUAUCAUCGAAAUCCGAAGACUCGCUUAUAUGUGCAUCCUCGCUUGAUGGCGAAGAAACGCAGGCGUCCGUUAGAUCCCAAGACUGCAGCUCUCACCUCAUCGACACGGAUCUAUCCGACAAAAGCGCUGCGUAAAUGGAACGGUACAUCGUCGUCCGGCAAAGUUCUGAGUGUGAUCAUCGAUAAAUUGGCGCGUCUACUGGAUCCUAACGUCGUGUCGCCUCGUAAGCGUAUAUUACGAGAGCUGGAGAGAGUCUCGCUGGAAGAUCAGGCGUCCAAGAGGCGAGCCACUCCGCAACCGGUUUGUACAACGAGUGCGCCACCGACUCCUUCCUCGAAGCAACUCUCAUCGUACAGUAUAACGAGUAUCUUGGGAGAGGAUAAGCCGAGUUCCGAGCAAGGCUUCUUGAGGACGUUGCUGAAGCCGGACGACCGGCAACCUGUGAAAUACUCAUCGAGUAACGCCUAUCCAAGGGUGCGAAUCGACCCUUACAUUGGAGCCAGCAAUACAUCUGUUCAUCAUCCGCUUCAUUAUGCAAUGCCGAUGCUGGCCCCUGGGCCGUACAGGGCGACACCCUUAUGGAUGACGACCCAUUAUCCACCUCCCGUCCACUAUGCGCCUCCUAUGCAAUUGUACGCACCGCAGCAUCCUCAUCCGUCGCCUCCACAUUAUAAAGACUACAGGGAACAAACUCUCACACCUCCUUCAGAUAUGCCUCUAAAUCUGUCGAAGCAUGCGGGUUGAAUCUCAGGAUCCCAAUAGAGUUGGUGCCUUAUCAAUGGAUAAAACAGUAUGCAAACACUGCCCGUGCAACGACAAUGCGAUAUAUUAGUAUUUUUUUAUUCAUAAAACAAUAGUAUCUUAGUAAGUAGAGAUACAAGAUGAAGCCAGACAGUUGGAUUCUGGGAGAGUUAUACUUGUACAUACAAAUGCAUAAAUUGUCGAUGGCGGCAUAGGUAUUUUAUAUUAAUAUUACAAGAUUUGAAAAAGAAAAAAAAUCGUGAGUGGUAAAAUAUACAAAACGUUACGAGUAAAAAUGCCACUGCAAGUGUGUGUUACACAUAUUUUUAUCGCAUACGAUUUAUGAAUGAAGCUGCAUUAAAAAAGUACAGAUGAAAAAUAUUAAUGGAAUCGGCUGCGCAAAUUUUCAUUAUUUAAGACGAUCUUAAAUUUAUAUAUUUAAAUUUAUAUAUUGUCAAUAUGAAAUUGUAUUAGCAACGGAUGUGCUGGUGAUAUUGCAUUCACGCGUUUUAUUUUCAACAUUAUUACUCAUGUUUUGUAUGUUCUGAUGAAGAUGAGUGAGCACAUGUAAACCUGUACAUGAGCAGGUCUCAUCCUGUGCAUCUCAUUUAUGCAUUUUUCCGUUAUUCUCUAUAAACUGUCAUUUAUUAUCAUUAAUAAAAAUGGUACAUUAUCUAUCUUAAAAGAAUCGAUAAGAAAGACAUAGGAUUAUGUACAGAACAGAUUAUUGCCUCUAUAUCUAGCAUAUUAAUUAUUCUUAAAAAUAAAAAUGCAUAAUAAAUUUAGGCUCUAAUAGAAUAUAUAUAUUAUAUAUAUAUAUAUCCACAACAGUAUACAGUUAUUUAUAUGAUAUAAACAGUGAAAACACACAAAAUUACUUUUAGCAAAGACCGUGGGGUGUGCCUUACAAAUAAUUAUCGAAAUUCCAUGAAAUUAAAUUAAAUUAUGAACAUUCUUACAGAUGUGUAUUAUUAUAAAAGAAAGGCACUAUAAUGUAUAUAAUAAAUAUAUGUUUAUGUUAUGUAUUUGCAUCAAAUCGACAUUUAUUCGUUACUCUAUUUAUUAUUAGUCAGGUCGCGUUAAAGAACAUUUCACGGAAAACAAGGCAAGCUCGCACAGGUUCUACAAAUUAGUGGAGUAAUUUUAAUUAUUCAACAUACAUGCUCUUUAACAAUUUCAGAACAGAAUGAAGAAGUAUAUGACUGCGCAUUAGCAAUUGUAUAGAAAGACUAAUUUCGUAAAUAUAAAUAUUUCAUAUACUA
Molecule: messenger RNA, 3550 nt
Organism: Linepithema humile (Argentine ant)
Lineage: Eukaryota; Metazoa; Arthropoda; Insecta; Hymenoptera; Formicidae
Gene: H
Product: Hairless
Source: RefSeq, a predicted model, not a curated record